Messenger RNA from Papaver somniferum (opium poppy), 839 nucleotides. Its product is annotated as signal peptidase complex catalytic subunit SEC11C-like. Gene Ontology annotation, cellular component: membrane; signal peptidase complex. The transcript has 8 exons. The coding region runs from base 81 to 623 and encodes 180 amino acids. The record is from RefSeq and is a predicted model, not a curated record. Lineage: Eukaryota; Viridiplantae; Streptophyta; Magnoliopsida; Ranunculales; Papaveraceae. Gene Ontology annotation, molecular function: serine-type endopeptidase activity.
AUUUCCUUUUUUUUAUUAUUACAGAAUCAAUCGAAGACUCCGAAAAUUGAAGUCAAAAGAAGAAACGAGAGAAGAGAAACAUGGGUUGGAUAGGAGAUUCAGUAAAUUCGAUCAAAUCCAUUCAGAUCAGACAACUAUUAACACAAGUCAUCACUCUUGGUAUAAUUGUAUCAUCAGCGUUGAUCAUAUGGAAAACAUUGUUGUGUGUUACUGGGAGUGAAUCUCCUGUUGUUGUUGUUCUCUCUGGGAGUAUGGAACCUGGCUUCAAAAGGGGUGAUAUUUUGUUCUUACACAUGAACGACGCUCCCAUUCGUGCUGGCGAAAUCGUUGUGUUUAAUGUCGAUGGACGUCAAAUUCCAAUUGUCCAUCGAGUAAUCAAGGUUCAUGAAAGGCGGGAUACUGGAGAAGUUGAUGUCCUCACAAAAGGGGAUAAUAAUCGUCAGCAUGACAGGAUGUUGUAUGCUCGAGGUCAGCAAUGGCUUAAUCGGCAUCACAUUGUGGGAAGAGCUGUGGGCUUCCUACCAUACGUUGGGUGGGUGACAAUCAUAAUGACUGAGAAUCCUAUCAUCAAGUAUGUUCUAAUUGGUGCCUUGGGGUUGUUGAUCAUAACAUCCAAGGAUUAAGCAGAAUGAAAUUUGAAUUCUUGGGAGUCUACAUACGGUUGAUAUGCUUGAAGCUUUGACCUGCUAUUUCUUAAUCUACAGUCCCCCCUUCAUUUACUUUCUCUUAUAACAUCAUUGUACAACAGAUGAAAACGCAAAUUUUUUGAAAAAAAUUAUGGUUAAAAUAUAUGAAUUAGCUUUACCGAGUUUCGUUGGAAUCUCAGUUUCAAUUGUUUA